Molecule: messenger RNA, 6115 nt
Organism: Numida meleagris (helmeted guineafowl)
Lineage: Eukaryota; Metazoa; Chordata; Aves; Galliformes; Numididae
Product: lipase member M-like
Exons: 8
Biological process (GO): lipid metabolic process
Molecular function (GO): hydrolase activity, acting on ester bonds
Source: RefSeq, a predicted model, not a curated record
AACUGUGUCACAUCCCAUUCAAAAUACAGUAAUUGCACCAUAUUUUCUGGCCUAUAAUUUUCUGUCAUCUUCACAAUCAACGUGAAAAAAGCAGCAGGCUCACGCGCUUUGCUGUGUCCACACAGAGUACGUCUUUCAUGCAGCCAUUCCGGCUUGAGGAUUACAGAGGCACAGGCUUGAAAUGGAGAUGCGCUUUUGUAAGUAAUCUUAGGAUUGUUUUGGUAUCUAAUUUAAGCAACUGACUGGUCUGUGGUGUUAUUUAGAAACUAAAUUUUACUGGGAUUAAUUUAGGACAGGGUUUCAUCAAGUCGUGUCAGAUGGUGCACUGCCUUUUCAUGUUGUUUUGAUCCUUAACAGCAAGCCUGAAAAACAUCAUCUGCAGUCACUGGCAUUUCUGAAAAGAUUCAGAUUUAAUCUGAAUCUUCUGAGAAGAUUCAAUUUAUUCUCUUGAGGACAUGUGGCUUAACUUAAGAACCAUGAGCAAUUGCUGUAUUAUUUCCUACAUUAUUUCCAAGACUGUUAGAUAAGCACUUGAAGACAGACUGGGCAGUUGGUCCCCGAGACUUGUGGUUUUGUCUGUUGGUACUUUAGGGAGAUGGGAAUUGUAUGAGCCCAUUACAAGUUACACUUAGCCAAAACAACAGUCAGAUAUAACCACCUCCAACACUCCUCACCAGCCUGAGCAGGUUUCUGUUCCUGAUUGCUACAACCCACCCCAGACCGUAUUUAUGGGACAUGUUACUGCUUCCUGAAUUGCCUUGAUCCUAAGUUAGUCUUUCUCCAAUACAUCAAUAAAAAAGGUCCAACUGCAAAUUUGAAAAAGUAGUAUUUUAAUAAUAAUAUUACUAAUUAAUAUUAUUAAGUUUUCCGAAGCAUUCAGGUCUGCUUGUGAACAGAGGCCUUAAAUAUGUUUUAAAACCAAUUGUACAAUUAAGAAUGAUCAGAGAAGUACAAGAUGUUCCAGGUUCUUCUGGGUCACCCAAACAAAGAAGGAGGGGAAGAAAUAACUGAGAGAAAUCCUCGGUAACCAUAUCACAGUUAUUUUGCAAUAAGCCUUAUGAAGCAUGUAUGCAUUUGUUGAUUCAGUUUCAUUACAGUGUAUAAAAUGACUGCAUGAACAAUUCCGGCAAGGUGUUGUGAAAACAAUUCCUUAUUUCAUCAAGCCUGACUAUGCAACUCUAGCAUGGGUAAUGUCCCUAUAAACUGUGUAAUCAGAGACAAUGGAGACAUUCCAGUCGCAUAGAGCGACUUUAAACGACAAGAGGUAGCACCAGAUAAAUGCGAUUUUCCUUAUCAGGUUUUUUGCUUGAGCAAGGUUCUUCAAGGUUACUGCCACAGAAUUAUGUUUAUCUGACCAGGAUUACACAACAGUUGAUGUUCCCUUACUGCUAGAAUUAUGCUGUCUUUCUGAGCUCAGGAUGCCAGGAUCAGAUAUCAGCUAUAGAGCAUCUCCCUAUUCAUGCUUGCUUACCCUUGUGCUUGGCAAGUGUCAACAUCGAGGAGGUACAACAAAAACAUCAGGCAUACCAUCUGGCAGCUUGCACAUGUGUGAAUGCAUCAGGAGAAGCAUGAGAACAAGAGUUAGGGGAAUGGCAUGCACUGAUUUCCAAGAAUGUGAUUAACAACAAUCAAGCCAGUGAGCACUGAGUGAUGUGUUGCUUGUGUUCUCAUGUGCCACAGAGAAGGUGACUUGCUGGCAGAAGACAUACACCUGAUAACAGAAUGGCAGCAGAGGGAAUACAGCACAUCUUACGGGCUGUUCCUGUUAUCCCAUGAGGAGGACAAGUUACAAUCCCAAACAAGAAAAUGAAAGAUGCUCAUCAGCAAUGUUGUCUAAUAUUUACAAAACUUGAAGUAAAUAAGAUGCAGAGACAAAAUAUCACACCACAAUAUCGCUCAACUCCUAAAAGAUUGCAGAUGUCUGUCCAAGAACAAGUUGACCUUGGGACAUAAGAGGAACCCAGAAGACACACUGAGGACCCAACAGCUGGCAAACCUUGCCUUCUAUGUCACAUGCAGGUGACCUUGGCCAGACCACUUGGGCACACACAUCUUGGCCCUGAUGGAAGCAAAUAUGAGAGUGUAUUGAUUGGUAGUUUACUUGCUUAGGAAAUCAAAUAAAACAUCUUUCUGUUUCUAAACAGUCUUGCCUUUUCUUUUGUUAGUUCCUACAACAGUACUGUACAAACAUCCCAUGAGCAUGAUUAUACAGUUUAACUUUAAGAUGCCCACGAUAGUCUGCUUAAUAUUUACUUACACACCCUACCAUGUAUCGGGAGGCCGUGACAUUGUAGGUUAACACCAGUGAUGAUUCACAGUUCUGCCAAAUCUAUAUGCACAACAGUAUCAGGACAGUGUUAUUCUUUCCUACACUUGCACCUAUGUGACAAAAUGCUCAGCUCUGAUCUUCCAACCUCAGAAACUACUAAGGUCUCCAUUCUCAGUAAAAGGCUAGCUGCUCCUGGUUGGCAACUUCUCUCCCUCCUACCACAGAUACAAUAAGUACUAGUGCAAAACCUCAUAUCACAUCUCCAGCAAUACCUACUAUUAGUAUCUAGUACCUCCACUAGAUAGCUAGUAUCUGAUGGAUGUAGAAGGCAACUAACCGUGGAUGAAGUAGCUGAUCAUGCAAGUAAAAUGCCUGUCUUCGUGCUGUUGAAGGAAAUCAGAAGUUACAGCAGGAAAACACAAGCCAUGUCAUGCUUUCUCCAUCCACAGGGCAUUUUUAAGUCUUCUUGGAUUGCACAGUGGAAUUGUCCUCUACACAAAGCCCAUCUUAUGCAGUGGGACAUUGGUGUAUACAGGGUGGGGAAGACAUUUUAAAAGCCCAGAUGAGACCCAGGGACAGAAGUACAGUAAUGAAACAGCAAAGGCUCUGGUCACACCUGUUGUGGGGAAGGCAGCACCUACACACAGCUCCUUUACAUCAGAGGCUGAGUGCUGAGAGAAAUUGAGAGUCUGGUGGAUGGAGCAACAUGUGUGCAUUCUGUAGAAAUGUGUCAGCUGAGUGUGCUUCACAACUCACAGGUUGUUCCUAAGUUGGUGUGAACAUUAGAAGUCAACCUAAUCUUUGUCCAGAAAAUGUACGCUUAAGCAGAGUACAUGCUAGCCAGCAGGUCUUUUAGGCAGCUACCAAGCAGAUACAGAAAGGCAUAGGUUACAACGUCAUGGGCUAAAGAUGGAGAAAGAGCACCAUUGUUCUGCGCAAUGCACAGCACUUCAAACAGGCGUUGCACAAACUCUCCUCUGCUCUGCAGUCCACCUGUAAGAUGCUAAGGUUGGUGCUUUUCCAGAAAACAUUGCAGAGGUUUUGUGAGUUGCCCAUUGAAAAUGCAAUACACCUCGGGCCUAAGGGGGUUUGUGGAGGCCACCUGGGACAGCCACUUCUGAAGAAUGGUGUAAUCACCCUGUGUUUCCCACUCAGACAGCCAGCAAAGCCUGCCCAGCACCCAGUGUGCCUAUCAAGAGGUCAGCAUACUGCUGUGGUCUUGCAAAGCUGCUAAAGAGCCCAACAUAACUGCCAUUUGCCCCUGCUAUCUUGAGUCCUCUGCUUGCCCCAGGAGCUCUUCUAGCAUUCUCAAGAGCACCUGGGAGAUAGGAAAUGAUCCUUUCCAAAUGAAACAUUUUGAUAUAUUUUUUUGCAGCAGAUAGCAUGAGCUGAAGAUGAAACUCCAUAGCUGAAAUUCCUUACCAUGUCAGUCCAGCUGCUUUUGAAGAUGUAAUUCAUUGCAAGCCCAAAAGGUAUGAUCAUAAGACCAAGUGGAGGAAGUUAUCUUUUUAUUGCUGGAAUUUGUAGAGCCGCCGUCAUUCCCACCACAGCCUGAUCAUACAACAGUGGGCGCUGCCUGGUAAUGUAUUUUCCUCUGUGUAAUUCAGAUUCGCAUUGGAGCUAUUCUGAGGGUGAAAAAGCAUUGAGUGCUUUUUUCUCAGUUGCUUGCCUCUUUGUUAUUACCAUAGAUGCAGCUACUAUGAGCACCAGGACUAUUUCAGAGGGUAAGUAUGUCUCACAGUGUGAGACCCAUUGGGAGGAGAAUGAAAGAAGAUAGCAAGUACCGAGAUGGAUGGUGAGAAGAUCUGUGGCUUACACUAUUAGGUAGAAGUUAGGCUCUAAAUUUUAAGAGCCUGGCAAAGCAUUAGAAGUCUUAUGUAACAUUAACUGUGUAUUACAAAUAUAUCUUUGCUCAAGGCAGGAGUCUCUAAGGUAAUCAAAAUGUUCCUGUUUAUUUCAAGCUAUGUUUAUUUAAUAAAUAUUCUUCCUAGAAAUCUCUAGAAGUUUUGGUUCAUGAGAUUUUGGGUCAACAGUGGCUUCUGGGUGCAAAAGCUAAGCAAUAAGGAAACAGUAGAAGUAUAGACAUCUUCUCUUCAUAGUGCAAACUCUUACUUAAGAUUAAUUCCCUUUAUGUGGCAACUGGCCUGACAGCAAUUUCCAUCGUUAGUUCUUCUGUUAUAUCAUCUUUUUACUAUUAAAAUUUCAAAAAUGGGUCUUGCUGCUGCUUGACUCAGACUGUGUGGAAGAGCACAAGGAGAGCCCCACAUGGACUCUGGUGGGAGUUGGAACUGGGAAUCCCCUCUGCUUUCCUGCCGCAGCCUGUCAUUUGUGGUCCCCAGACACCAAGGGAGCUCAGCCCAGCAGAGCCAAGUAGGAACAGACAUUCAUAACAAUGUUAUUAACAAACAAUGAUAUUUUACACAGGCACAAGAUGUGGUUGUUGGUUGCAGUCCUGUUUUUGAUGCAAGUAGCUGCAAACUGAGAAGAUGUCAUCAUGUGGGCAAAGAGUAUAAAUUCUGAGACAUUCAUGAAUGUUAGUCAAAUGAUCUGCUACAGAAGGUAUCCCAGUGAGGAGUAUGAAAUCCUGACUUGUGAUGGUUACUAUGUCAGACUGAACAGAAUUCCUCAUGGGAGAGAACAUCCUAGGAACACAGGCCCCAGACCUGUUGUGUUUCUUGAGCAGGGGCUACUUGGUGAAGGGAGCAACUGGGUUGAAAAUCUGGCUAACAACAGCCUUGGCUUCAUACUAGCAAACUCUGGCUACAAUGUCUGGCUGGGAAACAGUAGGGGAACACGCUCUUCCCGAAGGCAUCUUUCCCCUGACCGGACCGAAUUCUGGGAUUUCAAUUUCCACGAAAUGGCCAUGUAUGACCUCCCAGCAAUGAUCAACUUUGUCCUGCAGAAGACUGGCCAGAAGCAGCUGUACUAUGUGGGCUACUCUCAGGGUGCCACUAUUGCAUUCAUAGCAUUUUCAUCCAUGCCAGAACUGGCUCAGAAAAUCAAAACUUUUUUUGCCCUGAUGAUGAUUAAGCAUGCCAAAAGUCCUGUCUUGAAAAUGUUGUUCCUCCUUAACAGACAGUCCAAUAUGCUUCAGAUCCUACUGGGCCAGACAGAUGCCUCACUGAGGAUAAGGAAGCUGCAGAGAUUUCUUCCCAACCUGUGCAGGCAUCCGCUGUUGCACAAGCCCUGUGCCAACCUAUUGUUCCUGCUGAGUGGCUUCAACGAGAAGAACCAUUUUGAUGCUCUUGAGGAAGGGACUUUUGGCACCCAGUGGCCUUGCCACAUGUCCCGUUGCAUGCUUAUCCUCUCCUCCCAGGUGAUGACAUUGGGAGAGUUUAAAGCUUUUGACUACGGCAGCAAAAACAAAGCCAUCUACCACCAGGAGAAGUCUCCUUACUACCAGUUGGAUGAGAUGCCUGUGCCCAAGGCAGUGUGGUCAGGGGGCAAGGACUGGGUAGUCGAUCAGAGGGAUAUCCUUCUGCUGCUGCCACACAUUGGCCGCCUCAUAUCCUACGUGCACAUCACUGAUUGGAACCACUGGGACUUCAUCUGGGGCCUGGAUGCCCCUGGGUGCCUCUAUGGCUGCACUGUGGCCAUGACGAAGGGGUCCCAGUAGUCAGUGCUUUGAGGAAAGCUGGGGGGGAUGUGAGCAGUCCCCGACAGUGGCAUACUGGGGAUGGCUGAGCCAAACUUUUCUGGGCUGCAUCUGGGGGAUGCUGGGAGGGGCCCUGGCCCCUGCUUGUGGCUGGAGGCUUGGGUGGGGUGCAGAGAACCCGUCUUCACCAGGGCCGGGUGACGACUCCUCCACUAUGCAGUGGUGCUCUGCAUGUACCCACCCGUCUGAAA